This is a messenger RNA of Aspergillus steynii IBT 23096, 1254 nucleotides long. Its product is annotated as sulfite reductase. The record is from RefSeq and is a predicted model, not a curated record. Gene Ontology annotation, cellular component: mitochondrion. The coding region runs from base 200 to 1129 and encodes 309 amino acids. The transcript has a single exon. NCBI's taxonomy places the organism in Eukaryota, Fungi, Ascomycota, Eurotiomycetes, Eurotiales, Aspergillaceae. Gene Ontology annotation, molecular function: molybdenum ion binding; oxidoreductase activity.
GUGAAUUCUUCGACAAAAGAUGGCAGAUGUUAGCCCACCCCCUGUCCACUUCAUAGCUCCUGAAGAUGACAUCCCGGACUCAGAGCGCAAAGCCCUGGUUGACAUUCAACCCAAAGGCUUCUUCAUACGUCCACCGCCACGGCCCCAUGAACUGUACGAGGACGUGACGGCCGACGUUGAUCUCUUCCAAACAAUCCACAUGGGGGCAGCGGUGGUGGACACGAGUCGCUGGCACCUCGUGAUAAACGGGCUCGUGGAGCGUCCUUUCUCCCUCAACCUCGAGCAACUCCGACAGAUGCCAGCCGAGUCAGUCACUUCUUUCCACGAGUGCUACGGCAGUCCACUGGUCCCUCCGACCAAGAAUGUCUGGAGAAUCGGCAACGUGAAAUGGACCGGUGUUCCGCUGCGGUAUCUCCUGUCCAUUGCUCGGCCACAUCCCGGGCGAGGGCUGUUCGUUUGGUCCGACGGGCUGGACUCGGGGACGUUUGGCGGGGUCUCGGCGGAUCGGUAUCAGAAGGAUCUGCCGAUGGAAAAGGCCCUGGCCCCGGAGGUUCUGGUGGCGUAUGCGAUGAACGGCCAGCCGCUGAGCAAGAAGCGCGGAGGGCCGGUAAGACUCGUCGUGCCGGGAUGGUUUGGGACGAAUUCCACCAAGUGGCUGUCUCGGCUGUCUGUGCGGGAGACAAGAGCAGGGGGUGCGUUCACUACCGUCUUUUAUAACGAGCUUGAUCCGGUAGAUGUGGAGGGAGUGCGGAAAAGGCCUGUAUGGAAGGUGCAGCCCAACUCGAUUAUUGUGCGGCCGAAACCGCAGGAAGUAUUUGAUUGUCCUGGUUAUGUCGAGGGCUGGGGACGUGCUUGGGGAGCAGACGAGAUUGUGAGAGUGGAAAUCAGGCUGGACCAAGAAGACACUUGGUGUGAGGCGAGUGUAACACGUCGGAAGCAGUUUGAGUGGCAAUUGUUCAGCUUUCGUGUGUUUGUCCCCCAAGCCGGAGAUUGUUACAUUCAGGCACGAGCAACGGAUAGACGAGGGCUGCGACAAGCGCUGGUGGGAAGUCGAAACCAUGUGCCAACGGUGCCAAUUCGGGUGGAAUCGGGUCGUUCAACUGAGAAUACUGGCGACGACAAGACCUAAGAGUGCUCUAAUGGAGUGGAUCUAGCCAUAUUCACGGUUGGGCAGUGUAUGCGAGCGCCCAGCGCUAUAACGAACAUAAUUUGACGACAUAAACGAUGAUUAUUCUCAAUCAAGUUACACACAGC